AUGGCGCCCAAGAACAAGGGCGAAAACACCAAGAAAGUCGCCGGCAACGCCAAAAAAGCCGAAGCCGCCGCCCAGAAGCAAGCAGCGGCAGACAAAGUAAAAUCAGCACAAGAAGACGCCGAAUGGUCCAAGGGCGCAAAGUCGAACUCGAAGGCUGAAGCCGCAGCAGCGAAGCAAGCCGAGGCCGCCCGCAAGAAAGCCGAAAAGGACGCCCUUCUCAAGGCCGAAGAAGCGGCCCUGCCCUCCAAACCUAAAGGCGCAGGCACCAAAACCGCGCAGAAGAAGACCAAGGGCAUCGACUCCGCCUUCGCCUCCCUCGAUACCGACACCGCCUCCUCCACCCGCUCAUCCAGCGCCCUCAACGCCACAAAUAUCGACGACGCGCUUGACGCCCUCGACAUCGCCUCCGGCGCACAGGACAAGGUUGACAGGCAUCCCGAGAGGAGGUUCAAAGCGGCGUAUACCGCGUACGAGGAGCGGCGGUUGGACGAGAUGAAGGACGAGAAGGGGCUCAGGCGGCAGCAGAAGAUUGAGCAGAUCAGGAAGGAGUUUGAGAAGAGUCCAGAGAACCCGUUUAAUCAGGUCGCCGGGAGGUUCGAUAGUACGAAGGAUGAGCUGCGGGAGAUUGCGGCGAGGGAGAAGGAGAUGACGGAGGCGAGGUUGGCUGGGGCGUGA
Coniosporium apollinis CBS 100218 is the source of this 675-nucleotide messenger RNA. RefSeq lists its product as uncharacterized. NCBI's taxonomy places the organism in Eukaryota, Fungi, Ascomycota, Dothideomycetes. Gene Ontology annotation, cellular component: nucleus. The transcript has 2 exons. Gene Ontology annotation, molecular function: transcription coactivator activity. The record is from RefSeq and is a predicted model, not a curated record. Bases 1 to 675 code for a protein of 224 amino acids. Gene Ontology annotation, biological process: transcription by RNA polymerase II.